UUUAAGAGUCUUUCCUGCACUUGCAGUCUAUGCCCUUUGUUGUAAAGGGCUUUCCUGCUCUAGUAAUCUAUAUUAUAUAGUGCUCUAAGGGCCCUUCCUGCUCUGGCAGUCUGCUGUGUGCUGAGGGCCCUCCUUGCUCUGACAGUCUGUGAUUCCGUUAAAUUCAAUGUGACAUUGACUCACCCACUGGCUUUUCCUACUCGACACUUUAGAAAUUUGUCUUCUCACCAUCCGACAGGCAGCCCAGCUAUUAGGGAUGAUAAGAUAGUUGCUCUGUCUCCCUACACUCUGGAUGAUGGACACAGAACAUCAGAGAUCUUUGUACAAAACAACCUGGGCUUUGUAAAGUGAAGUUGAAAGAGGUUAGAGUUCCAUUCUCUUCUUUCUUUCCCAUCCUCUUUCCUCUCCCCUCUGGUGUAUGCCUCUUGUGUGACAAGACCCCAGGUGGGGAAUAUAUGACCCAGUACUUAAAUCUAUGGUGCUAACCCUAAUCAUGUAGCAAGAUCCUUUGGGAACAGCUGGGCAUUCUUGAUUACCAAGACCACCAAGAGACCAUCCCAAGUAAGAUUGUUGAGCCAGGGCAAUGGGGGAGACUUGGGGUGCUCCCCUCCCCCUGGGGGGCACAAGUAUGGGGGUGGGAGGCGGGUGCAGCCAUGCAAGGAGCCACGAUAACUUCCUGUCCCCGCCCGGAGCUCACCACAGCUUCCUGCUGCGGGCGGGCAGCGCUGAGUAUAGGAGAGGAGGGGAUCGGGGGAACGGAACCGUCGGGACCAGGGACCAGAUGGAGACCACCUCCGUGGGUACUGGCCUCCUCUGGCUCCUCAUUCUACUGUUCCCAGCCUUGCUUGUCACUGCUCUGUGUCUGUGUUGCCGGGACCUCCCUGGCCCCAAUUCUGAGGUCCCCUCAAAUGACAGCUCACAUCAGACAAGUAGUGGAUUAGUCAUCAUCAAACCCCGCUACACUAAUACUUCGUGGCCAUCUACGUGGCCCCCUGGCCAGUCAGAUCUCCCUAUCCCCAGGUCUCCACAACAUCCAGGGUUGUCACACCGGAUUCCUUCUUCUCGAAGGGACCCAGACAACCGCAGUGAACCCAGCUAUGAGAAUGAGGAACCUGAGGAUGCUGAUGAGGAAGAGGAGGACUACCCCAAUGAAGGAUACCUUGAGGUUCUACCCGAUGGCUCGCCAAACUCCAGUUCUGCACCUCUGUCCAACUCUGCACCUAGCCUGGGCAAUCCCGGCCUUAGGGACAGUCCAUCUUCUAUGGUAUCAGGAGAAGAUUAUGUGAAUGUCCCAGAUAGUACAGAGGUAUCUCUGGGUGGUAGCUGUGAAUAUGUGAAUGUACCAGAAGCCCAGGAGGAAAGGACACCUUCGAGUAGGACCCCAGUGACUGACCAGGACGGUGAGGAAGAGGGACCAGAUUAUGAAAAUGUACAGGAACAAAGUGGAUAUUCCUUCACCUAAGACCCAGCGCCUCUUGGAUAUGGGCGAAUGGAAGCAUCAGUGGAUCUUCUGAGCACCCCUGACCUCUGUUUCCCAUCCUGGCACCAUCCUGAGAGUCAGCCCUUUAACUUAUUAUUACUUUAGAAAUACCCCGGCCCCUGACCCCAUCCCAAGCAGUCUGCACCUUCUCCUGACAUAGCCUGAGAACAACUCCCCCCUUUGUUCCCUAGCCUGUGGGCUAUGGUCCCUCCUUAGUGUAUUGAAUUAAAGUCCAAGACUUUCUA
This is a messenger RNA of Monodelphis domestica (gray short-tailed opossum), 1725 nucleotides long. RefSeq names its product linker for activation of T cells (gene LAT). Gene Ontology annotation, biological process: positive regulation of protein kinase activity; immune response; inflammatory response. Gene Ontology annotation, cellular component: membrane; immunological synapse. Gene Ontology annotation, molecular function: protein kinase binding. The record is from RefSeq and is a predicted model, not a curated record. NCBI's taxonomy places the organism in Eukaryota, Metazoa, Chordata, Mammalia, Didelphimorphia, Didelphidae.